Messenger RNA from Danaus plexippus (monarch butterfly), 1514 nucleotides. RefSeq names its product DALR anticodon-binding domain-containing protein 3. NCBI's taxonomy places the organism in Eukaryota, Metazoa, Arthropoda, Insecta, Lepidoptera, Nymphalidae. The record is from RefSeq and is a predicted model, not a curated record. Gene Ontology annotation, biological process: arginyl-tRNA aminoacylation; tRNA C3-cytosine methylation. The transcript has 6 exons. Bases 168 to 1514 code for a protein of 448 amino acids. Gene Ontology annotation, molecular function: ATP binding; arginine-tRNA ligase activity; tRNA binding.
UCUAAAAUUAUUAAACUAAAAAAUUAAAAUUAAAUCUUUAUUGAACUAAUGUCAAAAUUGCGUAUUGACAACACGUUGGACUUGAAACUUGAAUACUAUAUGGUUUGAAAAUAAGAAACAUGUGGUUAUGAUCUUUAAUAAACUAAUAUCGUGACUUUCUUAUAACAAUGUUACAAGAUGAUAUAAGUGUUUUUAUAAGUAAUUUAUACAAGUAUCUAGUUGGAAAGGACGAUUAUGUGCAUGGACUUUUAAUAAAAAAACACUCCGGCAACUUGGUAAAUUUGGGUGAUUUGAGUUUUCCUAACACUGUGAAAUCAUGGCAAGAGCUAUUGAACGCUGAAGAGUUACAAAAUAAUUCAGACAAAACAUUCUUGAAAUUUAUUGACAAAAAUGUUUCGGACGUUAUUCAAGCGUCUCAAAAUUGGGAAAUGUCGGUGGUGAAAGCUACGGAGUUAAAUAACCGAAUUUAUUUGUUUUUGGAUAGAACUAAAGCUAUUAGCAUCGGUUUACAGUCCGCAUUGAAAAAUAAUAACUUACUUUUACAUAAGCUAAAUAAAGUUACAAAUUUAGUAAAAGUAGAUCCAAAGUGCGUUGAAGAUAGUAGUGUAACAUAUUUGCGUUUAAAAUAUUUAACAGAAGUAGUUAAGAACUUAUGUUUGGUAAAUGAUAUUGAUGAAGAUCAUAAUAUCAUAGUGACAAGCCGACAUAAUGAUAAUGACAGGACAGUGUUCUGCGGGACUGUCUUAAAUUCAAAAACUGGAUUGAAGGAGAAUUUAAUUACAGCCGAAGAAUAUAUUAAACUAAGACAAGAUGAGAUGACAUUAAUUGCUCAACAUAAGUAUGGUGUGAGAGUUUCUACUGAUGUGAAAUGGAGGGAAUUCAUAGCACAUUUAGGGGAGUCGGCCGUAGCAUUUGAGAUGUUACAAACAAGAUCAUCCGGCCCUGUGAAGGUACACUUCGACGCUUCUGGUGGCUCCAGUAAAGGCGCAGCAUUCAUUUUGUACAAUUGUGCCAGACUGGAAACCAUGAUUCGUACGUUCAACGAGAGGGUUGCGGACGGCAGCUAUCCAGAUUUACCGAGCCUCUAUAAUGUAGACUUAUCGCUACUGACCGAUGAGGACGAAUGGAGUAUUAUAUUCACAUAUAUAAUGGCUGUGGCGUCUCUUAUAAGAAACACUGUAGAUAUGAAUGGUGUAUGUGAAUUCCGACCUCACCUCAUUUGUAACUUUCUGAGCGGAAUGGUCAAAGUAUUCAGUCAGUAUUACAGACGUGUCAGGAUCCUAACGGAACCAAGAAAACAUCUACUGCCUAUAAUGUUUGCGAGAAUUCAUAUGCUUAUAAUAUUAAACGAUACGUUAAAAAUGUGUUUAAAAAUAUUAAACAUUAAAAGCGUUUCACAAAUGUAUACAGUAUUUUAUUGUGCGAUCGCUCGCUCCGAUUGGCUCGCCGAAGAUAGCCGAGUCCGCCCGAACGGCCGCCGAGUAUGGCCGCCGGCCGCGUCUCGGUUCGCCUAG